This is a messenger RNA of Argiope bruennichi, 5558 nucleotides long. Its product is annotated as serine palmitoyltransferase 2-like. Lineage: Eukaryota; Metazoa; Arthropoda; Arachnida; Araneae; Araneidae. Bases 144 to 1781 code for a protein of 545 amino acids. Gene Ontology annotation, cellular component: serine palmitoyltransferase complex. Gene Ontology annotation, molecular function: pyridoxal phosphate binding; serine C-palmitoyltransferase activity. The record is from RefSeq and is a predicted model, not a curated record. Gene Ontology annotation, biological process: sphingosine biosynthetic process; ceramide biosynthetic process. The transcript is spliced from 11 exons.
AAGCGCACGCAGAACGUUUCUAUGAAGUGAAGCAAGUGAAUUGUUAUUCCUUUUCCGCCACAGCAGGCGUGGUAUCUGGUCGUGUGAUUGUUUUGUUUGUCCUGAGUUUUGUGUUGUGUCUACGUUUUCUUGAACUUUAAAUUAUGUUAAUAUCAUCCGACAAACCCGAUUCUUCAACUAACGGUUACUCUCAUUAUGAUUUCAUCCCAUCAACUAAAGAAAAAUCACAUAAAAAUGGUUUUUCUCAUCCGGUGAAAAACGGGAGCAUUCCGACUUACGCUCAGGUACAAACGCCUCCAAAAGAGCUAAAAGAGGAAUUUGAAGAAACUCCCUAUUUAAUCGUUUUAACUAUUUAUUUAUGCUAUGCAGUUCUUAUGGUUUUUGGUUACUUGAGGGAUUUUAUGCGUAAGUCUGGCUUGGAAAAGAACUUCAUGGCUAAAGAAUUAAAUAGAGAAGGCUAUGUUCCAUUAUACCAUAGUUUCGAAAGCUUUUACACUCGAAAUGUUUACAUCCGUAUCCGUGAUUGUUUGAAUAUGCCUAUUUGUGGUGUUCCCGGUGCCUUGAUGAAAAUGAGAGAAAGAAUUACGAAUGAUUACAAUAUUAGUUUUAAACUUACAGAUAAGUCUUUUGAUGUAAUCAACAUGGGUUCCUACAAUUACCUUGGCUUUGCUGAAAACGAAGGGAAAUGUCUCGAAAGUGUUAAGGAAACUUUGUACAAGUAUGGGUCUGCAACAUGCAGUACAAGACUUGAACUUGGUACUUUAGAUAUCCAUGUUGACUUAGAGAAGCAAGUGGCUGAGUUCCUUGGUGUAGAAGACAGCAUUAUAAUUGGAAUGGGCUUUGCAACCAAUUCCACCACUAUUCCAUCUCUUGUUUCUAAAGGGUGUUUGAUUUUUAGUGACGAGCUAAAUCAUGCCUCUUUAGUCUUGGGAUGUCGUCUUUCUGGGGCCAAGAUUAGAGUUUUUAAACAUAACAAUAUGAAAGAUUUAGAGAAACAAAUCCAGUCAGCUAUUAUUGAAGGACAGCCACGUUCUCACAGACCAUGGAAGAAAAUAAUAAUUAUUGUGGAAGGGAUCUAUAGUAUGGAAGGGACAAUUGUUAAUUUGCCAGCCCUUAUUGAUUUGAAGAAAAAAUACAAAUGUUAUUUAUAUGUGGAUGAAGCUCACAGCAUUGGUGCCAUUGGACCUCGUGGACGAGGUGUAGUCGACUAUUUUGGAUGUGAUCCUAACGAUGUAGAUAUCCUCAUGGGUACCUUUUCUAAAAGUUUUGGAGCAGCUGGAGGCUAUAUAGCUGGAUCACGGAAUACCAUUGAUCAUAUUCGAGUCUACUGCUACAAUUUUAUGUAUGCAACUAGUAUGUCUGCUGUUGUCGCCAAACAAAUAUAUACAUCUAUGCAGAUCGUCAUGGGAAAGGAUGGAACCAAUGAGGGUUUGAAACGUAUUAAUCAAUUACAACGAAACACACACUACUUCCGUCAGAAAUUAAAACAGAAAGGAUUUAUUAUUUACGGCAAUGAAGAUUCUCCUGUUGUGCCUUUGAUGCUCUUCUUCCCAUCUAAGAUAGCUGCAUUUGUUCGCCACUUACUAAAACAUGGAAUAGCUACUGUUGGAGUUGGGUUUCCUGCAACAUCACUUACAACGGCCAGAGCGCGCUUCUGCAUUUCAGCAGCUCACACAAAGGAAAUGUUAGAUGAAGCUUUAUCAGUUGUGGAGACAGCAGGACGUCUGAUCAUGGUGGAUUACUCUCGUAAGCCAAGAUCUCAGGAAAAUGUGAUUUACUAGUCAGUUGGGGAAAAAAUGUCAUUUAACAAAAGUGCCUUCGUGCGCCGCAAGUGUUCUCUCAAAAAAUAUAGCCAUGUGUGUUGUUUGCGUAAAGAAGAUAAAAAAAAACUGUGAAUUCAGUACAUUCCUUUCAGUACUGCCUUUUACAGAAUUUGCUAUAUUUUUUAGCUUUUGGAACAAAUGCACAUCAUUCCAGAAUUCUUUACAUUUAUCAUAAGUCACACCAUGACUAGUACUCUUUUCUCUCAGUAAUGGAAUGAAAAUUUGGUCAUUUAUUUCUAAAUCAAGUCAGAUCAAUUGGAAACUACUAUGGUGACCUGUAGUUUUAUUUUUAUCUGUAAAAUCUUUUAUUUUUUGGAUUGAAAAAAUUAUAUCUUAAAAAAAGGAAAGCUAAAAUCUGGGAGAAUAGAAACAGUUAUGGUUCUUAUUCACUCUUUUGUUUUUCCUAUCUGUUGGGUGCUAUAAGAUAUUUUCUUGCAGCUUUGGUAUGCUCAAUAAGCUGUUAUGUUUUUGAUUUCAGUAUAUAUAUAUACAUAUAUAUAAAUGUGAAAAUAAUGGCUCUUAUAUCCAAAGUUCAAGACAUUAUUUGUCUUCCGUGCUUAUUUUCCCCCUUCCCCUUAUAUUUUAUUUUUAAAAAAUGUUGGCAUCAUGCCAUCAUUGCUUUUUGCGCACAUAUGUGUAAAAAUAUCUGGAAUGUAGCUUUUCAUUUUCAGUGAGAGGUUUCAACAUGGCAGUUAUAAUGAAAGAUACUAUAUGUAAAAUCUUAGCAAAUUUUUCAGUGAGGAUAUUCGCAAUCUUCUGUUGAAAGAUGUUAACAUGCAUCAUUGCUGUUGUUUUGCAUGUAUGAGAUCUAUUUUAUUGCACUGUGUUGGUUAAAUUCAACAGUUGCACUUUGAAUGAAAAUUUUUGCUUCCAUUUAUCAAUCUUUUAGUGUGAUUCUUAAUAUUUUCCCUGAUUAUAGUGCACUAUUCAAAUAAUAAUGAAGUAAUCUGUAUUAAGAUUUCUUCCAUUUUUCUAAGCAUCAUUAGUAGUACUUCACACUAUUAUAAAUAAUUUGCUUUCAUAUCUCUUUGUAAUCAUAACUGCAUUUUAUAAAUAUGUAUACCUGUGUAUGAAUCAUUUCUUCUUUACCUUCGAUAAUUUUACAAUUGGUAGAAAAUAAUUGUCUUCUUGUUAUUCUACCCGGUGUGGACCUCUUCUUAAUCUUAUAAGAAUCAAGAGUGUUUGUUAUGUACUUAAGAACUAAUAUCGUGUUUUAAUGUAUAGCAAUAUUUAUUACGGAGAUGCCUUUGAAAGUGAUAAUAGUAGAAUCGAGUAUAUUUUAUCAAAAAUCAAAAUCUAUUCCUCUAUGCCUUGCAAGUCAGUAUCUGUUAAUACUUGUAUGAUAUAAGAUUCUAUAUUAAUCAUUAUUGGCAUUGAAAUGAUAUAUUGUUGAAGGAAUAAUGUCUAAUAAUAUAUUCUAAAUGAAGUCUGUUGAAUUAAUAUUGGAAAAUACUAAACAUUCCACUUAUACAUUUCAUAAACAAAGUAUAUUUUCUGUAAAGGAAAGUCUAUCCUCAUCUGCCAGUUUUAACUGAAGAAAGUUAAAUAAGCAAGCCAUAUCAUCAUUUAUUAAUUUGUGAGCUAGCUGUUCUUGAUAUCUAGCCAUUUGUAAAUUUUUGGCAGUGCUUUUCUGUAUUGUUGAUUUAUAUAUAUUCUGGCUUUAAAUAUAGAAUCAAUUUAAUAUGUGUAAAAAAACGAUGUAUUUUUAAGAGAUAUUGAUUUUCUUUCAUUUUAAGCCCUGAUUAUUUUUGUGUACUUUUGUGAUGUGUUCAUUUUUAUUCUCAGGGAUAAUUUCUUUUUUUUGGAAUUGUGAUUAAUUUUUUAAAAAAAUGUUUAAUUUUAUUUUUCUAUUUCUUAUAUAUAUAUAUCGAAACUUUAAUUUUUUAUUAAAAUUUUCAUAUACUUUAAUCAAAGUUCUUCAAUCAAUGUUUAAAUUAGAAUUGUGACCGUUUUUAAUGUCAUCAGUUGUCAAAAAAAUAGUCAAAGUAUGGUUCAUGUACAUUUGAAAAUUUUGUGAAAUAUUUGUGCUGGUGAUUUAUUCCAUUUAUUUUCAUGUAGUUAGUUGACUAAGAUUAAAGUACACUGCAUUUUCUAGUACAAAUAAUAUAAUUUUAAUAUUGAACUGCCCAAAGAUUAGUUAAUAAGAGUCAGGUAUAACUUAUAAAUGUAAAUUAUAAAAUAUAUUUAAUUUAAGAUAUAUUUGAGAUAUAUAAAUAUAGUAUAUAUUCUAUAUUAAAUAAUUUUAUUUACAUCUAAUGUGCUGUCUCUCUGUAGUGUAAUUUGCCAUAUAUAUGCAUAGAUUCUUCAAAGUAGUUGUGGAAGAUACGAUUUUCUUUAGAAUGCUUUUGCUUUGAAUAUUCUUUUAGUGAGUUCUUUUUGUGUUUAAAAUUUUAUUCAUUUUAAUUUAUGAACUUCAGAAGAGAUCUUCUAAUGGAAAUCUAGUCCAUAAUUUUUAGAUUCUACAAAUUUCUCAAAUAUAUGAGCUUUAUCCAAAAUUUUAAUAUUUGAAGUGACUGGCAUUUAGAUUAGACAAAAGCCUUUCAUAACUGUUAAGUAGAUAGUUGAAUUUUACUACUGAACAUCAUUCUCUUGUUUGUAUUUAUUAAUAAGAAAUCAAGUCUUAAGUAGUUAAUUAGUACUAGUUCAUUUUUAAUUAAUGUAAUUGUAUUGAAAUGAUAAUAAAUUGAUUGACUAAUAUGUAAUAUGGUGAAAUAUAAUCUUCUCCCAUUUUGAAUUCUAAAAUUAAUAUAAUUAAAAUUUAAUUUCCUGUCCAGAUGUUUAAUUAUGUUUCUUUAAAAUGAUCAAGUUAAUUAUCACCAGCAAGAUUACUAAUUUGAAUUUUUCUAUUAUUUUAAAAAAUAGUAAAAACGUUUUAGAAUAUAUCAAAAUUUCAAAAAUAUAGUAAAUUAAUAUUCUAUUUUUAACUGAAUAUUAGAUGGAUUGUACAAUCAAGGUGAAACAUUUCUCUCUUACACAUGCUUUGUUUUUGGAACAUGACUCGAUUCCUCGUGUUUUAUCUUUUAGUAUUAUAUUGUCAAAGUAUGAUGGUGUACACACAUUUCUUUAAGUGAUGCUGUUACAUCUCUGUUUAGCAUGUUGCCUUAAAUAUCAAAAGAAUCAGUGAUAAACUCGUCACUAAUAUAUGUUAUGUAAAUAUUAUGUACAUUAAUAUGUAUCACUACACUAUUAUUUCUAUUAGUUUUGCUUUUUUAUUUUUUUAGUUUAUAGAACAAUUAUACAUGUAUAGAAGUUCCUGUAGGUGCUGAUUAUUUGAAUUUGUUGUAUUUGGUUUUUCUGCAGCCAUGUCAGGCACAGAUGCUUGUACGAAAGUUUAUUUUCAUGGAGUUUGAGCUUUUUAUGAUAUCAGUAUUUUUUGAAGCAUUUUUAUGUACAGUUUUGGUAUUGCUUUAAUUGUACACGCUGGCGUUGUCAUACACUUACCAGUUUUAUAUUUUUAACCACUUUUUGCUGUUAUGCAUAGAUUACAUAUAUAUAUAGGAGCAGCAAUUGUAACAUCUUGUUGUAAUAUUGAGUUGAAAUUUCUUCAGAUUUUCUAAUAUAUUUAUCAUUUAGAAUUGAAAAGAUACCGAGUGUGUUUGGAUUUUAAGCUGGUUUUGCAUUCCAUGAACAAGCCUAUUUUUUUUUUACUGUUUGUCUCAUCAGAUUGUGAUAAGUCUUAUGAGAUUUGUGUGAGCUGUUUAUCGAUAAUAAAGUGUAAUCAAAGACUGAAAACAA